Molecule: messenger RNA, 882 nt
Organism: Arachis stenosperma
Lineage: Eukaryota; Viridiplantae; Streptophyta; Magnoliopsida; Fabales; Fabaceae
Exons: 2
Coding region: 1-882 (293 amino acids)
Source: RefSeq, a predicted model, not a curated record
AUGGGAGAUGAGAAUCCUAAUGGCGUUGCAAUGAAGAUUAAAGCAAUGUUGGAGAAGGAGAAUCAAGUCCCUUUCUUUAUUCUUGAGAAGCUUUACAAUCUAGCUUUUCCUUCUACAUUGAAUAGUGGCAACCCAAGCCAUUCUUCAUUACUAAGUCUCACUCUUCUUUUUAUAGUUCCUUCUGAUAGUAUCAUUUCUGGUAGUGAUCUUGGGAUAUUCUUAUCCAAUGUUGGUAGAAUAUCUCAUUUCACAGAUCUAUCAAGAAAGCUUCUAUUAAUAUCCUCUCACUUGUUCCAACCAUCAGCCUCUACACGCUCAAGAGGAGCAAAGUUAACACACAUUUAUAGUGCAACUAAGUUGAAUGAAGCUGGUGUGAAGUUUGAGAUAAACAAAAAUACUCACUGCUUACUAGACUUGGAAAUUUCAGGUCAUAGUUUUAGAAUCCCAUUUAUUAGAGUGGAGGAUUGGACUGAAGUUGUUUUGAGAAAUUUGUUAGCUUUUGAGCAAUGCCACUGCAUCGACGAAUCCUAUCUCGCUGACUACAUUGCUGUCUUUGAUUUCCUUAUCAACACGGACAAAGAUGUAGAUUUGCUGAUUAAGAAAGGAAUAAUUGAGAAUUGGUUAGGUGAUAGCAAUGCAGUGGCUGAAAUGUUCAAUGGUCUUGCAGUGAAUAUUCUGUAUCCAGAUUUUAAUGAGCAAUAUUUCCACAUUUCUGAAGAGUUGAACACUUUCUGCAAUCACCCUUGGAACAGAAAAGUAGCAACUUUGAAGCGCGAUUACUGCAACACUCCAUGGAAGACAGUGGCUUCCAUUGCUGGAAUUUUUCUGCUUAUUCUCACUGUUAUUCAGACAGUAUUUUCCAUUCUCCAAGUAGUACACUAG